AUGAAUUAUCGACUAAUAGAUGUUGUGCUCAUUGUGCUACAUAUUAGAUCAAUAUCUUCGCUUUUCGCUCAAUUACCUACUUACAAUGACCGGACCAAUUUGGUUGCGGAGGAAACAGAACCACCAACACCAAUGACAUACACAUGUGACAAUACAUUAGUACCUUGUGGUUGUAGUUAUAAUGACGUUGAACUUACUCCAUCGAGAAUUGUAGGUGGUGAACAGGCGAUACCUAAUAGUUGGUCAAUGAUGGUUUCUCUUCGAGUAGCGUCAUCUGGUCGUCAUUUCUGUGGUGGUUCUAUUCUAUCAGAUUCUUAUAUUCUCACAGCAGCUCAUUGUGUCGAUACUGACUUACCUAGUGAUGUAAUAGUUGCUGCUGGUAUGCAUAAUAAAUCCGAUGAAAAUGCUGUGAUUCGUCAAGUUGAUCACAUCUUUGUUCAUCCAAGCUGGUCAGCAAUUCAAAAUCUUAACGAUAUUGCAAUUUUACGUUUAUCAGAACCACUUGGACUUGAUUCAAAUCGAUUUUUAUCACGAACUUGUAUACCACAUGUUCAUUGGCCCACCGACAUACAAAAUUACCCAUCAAGUGACAUACGCUUAGCAGCGAUCGGUUGGGGUCGUACUAGAGAUGGUGAUAGUUCAAGUUCACCAGACAAUCUUCAUCAAGUUCAAGUAUUUUCCAUUGAUAACGAUGAUCCCGAUUGUGAUGGAGCAAUGUAUAACAAAGAAGUACAGUUUUGUGCUGGAAUACCCGACGGUGGCAAAGAUACUUGUCAAGGUGAUUCUGGUGGACCGAUUUUUCAAUGGCUUGGCAAUCGGUGGGAACAAGUGGGUAUAACAAGUUUCGGUAGAGGAUGUGCCCUCGCAGGUAAUCCAGGUGUUUACACACGAUUAGCUUAUUAUCACCAUUGGGUUCGAUCAAUUGUGAUGGACAACGAUGUCCGACCACCAGUGACAUACACAUGUGACAAUUCACAAGUAUAUUGUGGGUGUGGAUAUAAAAAUGUUGAACUUACACCAUCGAGAAUCGUUGGUGGAGAAGAAGCAGUACCCUACAGCUGGUCAUUCAUGGUUUCCUUGCAACAUCGUUCGUCCAACAGUCACUUUUGUGGUGGUUCAAUCUUUUCAGAUUCUUAUAUUCUCACAGCCGCUCAUUGUGUCGAUGAUGAAACACCUGAUCGUAUACAAAUUGUGGCUGGUGUACAUAAUAGAUCUGAUCCAAAUGGUGUAAUCCGUGAAGUAGAUCAUAUCCAUGUUCAUCCAGGUUGGUCAUCUUCAUCGAGUGAACGUCGACAUGAUAUUGCAAUGUUACAUUUGUCACAGCCACUUAGACUUGCUUCAAAUCAAUUGUUAUCACGUAUUUGUGUACCCAAAGUUGAGUCACCAAACAAUGUUGAAACUUAUCCAAGCAAUGGUACACGUUUAGCUGCAAUUGGUUGGGGUAAUAUAAAACAGAGUUGGCUUGAUAAUUCACCUGAUAAUCUUCAUCAAGUACAAGUAUUCACGAUUGAUAACAAUGAUCCAAUUUGUAAUAAAUCAUUGUAUGAUACACAAGUACAAUUUUGUGCUGCACUUUAUGAAGGUGGCAAAGAUACUUGUCAAGGUGAUUCUGGUGGACCAAUCUUACAAUGGCUUGAUAAUCGAUGGGAACAGGUUGGUAUUACAAGCUUUGGGAAAGGAUGCGCCAUUGAAGGAGAUCCCGGCAUUUACACCCGACUUGCGUACUAUUAUGAUUGGAUGGAAUCUAUAGCCAAUACCGUGUCGACUACAUCCACACCAAUACCACAUGUAGUCUAUCAAUGUGAUCGAACAUCAACAUGCGGUUGUGGUCAAAGUGAUGUUGCUCUGUUACCAUCUCGAAUUGUUGGCGGUGAAGAUGCUAUCGAAGCUAGUUGGUCAAUGAUUGUUUCACUUCUUUAUCCUGGAACAUCUCAUCGAUGUGGUGGAACACUCUUAUCUGAAUCAUUUAUUCUCACUGCGGCUCAUUGUGUUGACACUUUAUCAAUCGGAAAUGGAAGGAACAUUACUGUUGCUGUCGGUAUGACAAACCGAUCUGAUCCAAGACAAAUCAUACGAGAGGUCGAUCGUAUCUACAUACAUCCUAAUUACUCGUCCCAAGCUCGUGAUUUUCGUAAUGAUAUUGCACUUUUGCAUGUUAAGACUCCAAUCGUCUACACCAAUAAUCCACGAUUGGCUAAAUCAUGUGUUCAUCGCAUUGAUCCACCUGCAUUAACCAUUCAACAUCCAAGAAAUGGCUCACGUUUAGCCGUUAUUGGAUGGGGUAUUUUACAAAGUUCAGAUUUCGUUCUACCUGAUAUGCUCCAGCAAGUUCAAGUUUUUACAAUUGACAAUAAUCAUCCAACAUGUGUGGACUCGAUUAAUGAUCCACAAUUACAAUUUUGUGCAGGAAUUAUUGAAGGUGGCAAAGGUUAG
Molecule: messenger RNA, 2433 nt
Organism: Rotaria sp. Silwood2
Lineage: Eukaryota; Metazoa; Rotifera; Eurotatoria; Philodinida; Philodinidae
Source: the annotation of a GenBank genome assembly